CGAUGGCGACGAAAGGCGAGUAUGACCAGGCGACGUGGUCGCCGUGGAUGGCCAAGCGCACGUACGAAGCCCCCGACGCGAUGUCGCUCCAGGCGUUCAAGCUCGCGCUCCUGAAGAAGCGCCUCGCGGAGGCGACGGCGACCGCCUCGGCGACGGCGUCGUCGAGCGCGAAGAGAGAAGAAGCGCUCGGCGACGUGCGCGCGAUCCGCGCGGAGCUCACGGCCGCGAAGACGCGCGAACGGCAGCGCGAGUGCGCGGACCGCCACGCGUCCGCGGCGGAGGCGGCGACCGCGGCGAGGGACGCGGCGACGGACGCGCGCGAGAACGUCGAGCGCUUGAAGCGCGAAUUACGCGAGGAGGAGUCCUCGAUCAGGGCGAAGAGCGAGCAUCUGCAAGACGCGCGCGCGAAGGCGCUGCAGGAGCGCGAGCGCAAGCGCGCGGAGCAGCGAAGCAAGAUGGAGGAAGAGCUCGCGCGCCGAGAGUCCGAGCGGCACGCGCAGGUGAAAUCGCUGAAGCUGGUGCUGAAGGAGCACGGCGACGCGAAGAAAAAGAUCGCGGAGGACGCGGCGCCGGAGGACGGGGAGUUGCCGCUGCCGGGGCAGGCGCCGUCGUCGGGGAUGACGGGGGGGUCGAACGCGACGACGCCGGCGCCGGGUGACCGCGGCGGAUUCGGCGGCGGCGGCGGGGGGGGGGGCUGGGGCGUCGCCCCGCAGAGCGGCGGCGGCGGGCAGUGGGGGAGAGCCGCGACGCACCAGCGGCCGCAGAUGGGGUCGGGGCGCGGCGGGUGGGAUCAGCGCGGCGGCGGCGGCGGGAGGGGGGAUAACAAGCGCCCGCGGUCGGGAUGGGACAGGACCUGA
This is a messenger RNA of Micromonas pusilla CCMP1545, 857 nucleotides long. RefSeq lists its product as uncharacterized. NCBI's taxonomy places the organism in Eukaryota, Viridiplantae, Chlorophyta, Mamiellophyceae, Mamiellales, Mamiellaceae. The transcript has a single exon. The coding region runs from base 3 to 857 and encodes 284 amino acids. The record is from RefSeq and is a predicted model, not a curated record.